Eurytemora carolleeae is the source of this 1596-nucleotide messenger RNA. RefSeq names its product PI-PLC X domain-containing protein 1. The record is from RefSeq and is a predicted model, not a curated record. The transcript is spliced from 15 exons. Gene Ontology annotation, molecular function: phosphoric diester hydrolase activity. Bases 86 to 1534 code for a protein of 482 amino acids. Gene Ontology annotation, biological process: lipid metabolic process. Lineage: Eukaryota; Metazoa; Arthropoda; Copepoda; Calanoida; Temoridae.
GGAACAUUUGAAAGUUUAUGUUUUGUUUAGUUUCAAUAAUUGGAAAUAAUUGAGGAUUUCUCCAGUAUAAUAUAGACCACGGAGUAUGUUGAACCUACACACAGUUCUGCUCCUGGUUAUAUUCCAGGACGGAGUAAAUUCCAACCCUGACAACUCCCUUCAUUUCGUGAAUACAAAUUAUGAUGAGAAACAUAAAGAUGAAAUAUCUAUAGAAGAAGAACAUAUUAAAGAAAAACAAAUUGAUAAAAGCGUGAAAGUAAGAGAACGAAGAAGCGCGACUAGUUGUAGUGAAACUAUUCAAAGAUCGAUGAGUUCUCCAAACCUCUACGUCUUCCUCACAGUGAGCAGUUUAGGUUAUGUAUCUUGGUCCGGAAAUGUGUCAAAGAGAAACCUAGAGUUGAACUGGGUCCUACCCUCCUCAAGGUUUGCUCAGUCUGGGGAUUAUAUUGGAUUGUUCAAGGAUGAUCCACAAUCCUACCUGGGAUCCCCUGUAGUAUCUGUGAAUCCAAAUUCAGGUUCAUAUUUCCUGACAGAGGAACAGUUUCCCGACACAUCUAUCCUGAUGCUUGAUACUGAACUUCUUGAUCAGUGUUUGUUCCAUUACUGGAUUGCAUACGUCAGAGAGGACCGGGUUCUUUCUGUCAACUGUAUCAAAACCAGACCAAGAUGGAUGAGAGAAAUGAAAGAUACCCUUGGAUCCGUCCCUCUCCACUCUCUAAUGAUCCCAGGAACUCAUAACUCCGGGUCCCACAUGAAACUAAGAGGAGUAGCUGAUGAUACAGUCUGGUAUAGAUACAGUGUGAACCAGGAAGAAGAUAUUUGGAGUCAACUUCUACUUGGAAUAAGAUAUUUAGAUCUCAGGGUCAGCUAUGACUCUGAAACACAGAAGUUUUGGUUAGUUCAUGAUUUUGUUCCCUUGAACCCUCUCUCAGGAGCAAUACAGGCAGUGAAGAGGUUUCUCCGGUCCACCCAGGAGCUUGUCAUCAUGGACUUCCAUAGAUUCCCAGCAGGAUUCAAACAUAAUACUCGACAGAGACAUAAGGAACUGGUUGAAUAUAUAAUAUCGGAGCUGGGUGAGUUUAUGGCUCCAGACUGGUUGGGAAGAACGGUUUCUCUCAACAAUCUUUGGAACCUGAACCGAACCUUGAUAGUGAGUUAUGAGAACGGAUGGGUUGAAUCAGAAUAUGAGACUAUUUGGCCCAAAGUUCAUCAUGCCUGGGCGGAUACCAGGGAUACACCUCAACUUUUCCAAUUCCUAAACAGAUCUAUGGAACUGAGAAGUGAAGCAACCUAUCUAUGGGCUGCUAUGUCUCAUCUAACUCCUUCAGCUCUGGAUGUGAUACUAAAUCCCUCCGGUGGAAUACGAAUACUCAACAACAGAAUUAGCAGGCACUUGAGUACCUGGUAUAUGAAUAUGUGGUGGGAUAAAGCAAAUAUUGUUGCAUCAGAUUUUAUUCUCAGCAAUGAUAUAAUCUCUUCAACUAUUCAGGGAAACCGGAAGAGAGAAAUUUGCAGAUCACAGUCUUUAUCCUAACUCUAUCCAGUAUUGUUAUAAUUUAACUAAACCAUAAUUCAAAAUAAAUAUGUUAUGUUUUA